This is a messenger RNA of Dipodomys ordii (Ord's kangaroo rat), 2027 nucleotides long. RefSeq names its product Nedd4 family interacting protein 2 (gene Ndfip2). Lineage: Eukaryota; Metazoa; Chordata; Mammalia; Rodentia; Heteromyidae. Gene Ontology annotation, molecular function: WW domain binding. Bases 1 to 1032 code for a protein of 343 amino acids. Gene Ontology annotation, biological process: metal ion transport; vacuolar transport; positive regulation of protein ubiquitination. Gene Ontology annotation, cellular component: perinuclear region of cytoplasm; Golgi apparatus; endoplasmic reticulum. The record is from RefSeq and is a predicted model, not a curated record. The transcript is spliced from 8 exons.
AUGGGGCAGCGAAGGAACCAGGGAGCAUGCGCGGUUUCUCCGAGCAUGCGCAGUCGCGCACCAGGCGUUUCUGAGCACCGCGGAGGAGACGAGGGCGACGCGGAGAUUUCCGCAGCCUCUGUGGGAGCGACAGGAAGUGAAGCGAUCCCGCCGAAGGGCCGCGGCGGCGGCAGCAGCAGCCGAGGCGGAAGGGGCGCUGCGGCGACGACGUCGUUGUUGUCGUCGUCGUCGACGGGGGAGGCCGAGGGAGCCGAGCGCGGAGGUGGCCGGCCCGCUCGGAAGCGGGAUCCCGAGCCGGGCAGGAUGGACCAUCACCAGCUGGGGACUGGCCGCUACCAGGUGCUUUACAAUGAAGAGGAUAAUUCUGAAUCAUCUGCUUCAGAGCAGCCGUCCACUUCAAACUCAAUACCACAGGCUGUGCUGACUGCCCCUUCUGUGCCGGCACCUGAGACAGACUCCUCUCCUCCACCAUAUAGUAGUAUUACCGUGGAAGUACCAACGACUUCAGAUACAGAAGUUUACAGUGAGUUUUACCCUGUGCCACCUCCCUACAGCGUUGCUACCUCUCUUCCUACAUAUGAUGAAGCUGAGAAGGCUAAGGCUGCUGCUAUGGCAGCUGCCGCUGCAGAAACAUCUCAAAGAAAUCCGGAGGAAGAGUGUCCACAAAGAGAUGACUUCAGCGAUGCAGACCAGCUUAGAGUGGGUAAUGAUGGCAUUUUCAUGCUGGCGUUUUUCAUGGCAUUUAUUUUCAACUGGCUUGGAUUUUGUUUAUCCUUCUGUAUCACCAAUACCAUAGCUGGAAGGUAUGGUGCUAUCUGUGGAUUUGGUCUUUCAUUGAUUAAAUGGAUCCUUAUUGUCCGGUUUUCUGAUUAUUUUACUGGAUAUUUCAAUGGACAAUACUGGCUUUGGUGGAUAUUUCUGAUACUUGGACUACUUCUUUUCUUCAGAGGAUUUGUUAAUUAUUUAAAAGUUAGAAACAUGUCUGAAAGUAUGGCAGCUGCUCAUAGAACAAGAUACUUCUUCUUAUUAUAGAGACUACAUCAACCCAACAUUCCUUUCUUAUGCCAAUGUGAAAUUUCCAUAUCAUCUGUAAACCUACAACUUUAAUAGGAUAGAAGACUACUACUAAUAAAAGAAAAAUUAGUGAAGAAAAGAUGGAGCUUCAAAAUUGAAUGGCAGGGUGGUUUUUUGUUUACAAGCCAUUUCUGUUCAUUCCUUUGUAUUUCAUUUGUUUUGCACAUUUGCAUAUGUGCCUAUUUAAAAUAUUUGCAUAUACUUGAAAGAAAUCGUAAAGUUGUAGCAGUAAAGUCCAGUCACAUUUGGUUAAUCAGUGUUUGCGAUAAUUAAAAGAGCUGAGUGAUAAACAGUCUUCCAGCAUGUAAAUGCCAAUGGCUUCUGACUUGAUGGUUAGUAUAAUAAAAGCAACAUUAUUAAUCUUGUCAUAUGCUUUAGUUUCCAGCUCUUAGAUUCAUCUAAUAAUUCUAUAUAUGAAUUAUCCUUUGAUAUAUAUAAAGUUUAUUAAUACCUGCAGUGCUGAUUAUUAGAAUGGAUUUGUCAUAUUUUUGAACAUGAUGUUAUUUAGACAGGUUCUUUCUGUAAAUAACCAUGCAUAAAUUCCUUUUUACAUCGUUUUCUUAGAAAUUGUGUCUAGAUAUCUGUUCAUUAAUUUUAAAUUAAGUGAACUAAUAUGUACAGAAACUUUAAGUGUUAUUCAAAUUUUAAGUGGGAAAAUUUUAAGAUGUGGAUAUAACAAAUGUCCUUUAUUAAAUAUAAAAAGAUUUAGGGGCAUAUUAGUUUUAGGGAAGCUUGGUUGUUAGUAUUACUCAUUUUAAAGAUUCAGGAAGGUAUUGAAUUUGAUAUUUAUUUCAUUUAAGACAGUUUAAAAAAUUAAUUAUCCAAAUAAGAUAUUCUAAGUUACAUUUGUCUUUUAAAAAGCCAAUAAAAAUAUCUUUCAAUGCCACUGUAAUUUUUUCUUUAGAUACUUAAUUUGUUAAGCUUAGCAAAUAAAGUCUUGUUCUGUUACUUUA